Molecule: messenger RNA, 5651 nt
Organism: Melanotaenia boesemani (Boeseman's rainbowfish)
Lineage: Eukaryota; Metazoa; Chordata; Actinopteri; Atheriniformes; Melanotaeniidae
Gene: col1a1b
Product: collagen, type I, alpha 1b
Exons: 51
Coding region: 138-4475 (1445 amino acids)
Biological process (GO): skeletal system development
Cellular component (GO): cytoplasm
Molecular function (GO): extracellular matrix structural constituent; protein binding
Source: RefSeq, a predicted model, not a curated record
UUAGGCAGUAGGGAGUUUCUGCUAGGGUCUGGAUUGGAGUUACACACAGACCGGACCCUACCGUAUAUGAGUGGUGUCUGAGGAGAAAAGAGGAUCCCCCCCUUGCCGCAAAGAAUCUACAUGUCUAAUAUUUAGACAUGUUCAGCUUUGUGGAUUUUCGGUUAGCGCUUUUGCUUAGCGCAACAGUGCUUUUGGCGAGAGGUCAAGGCGAGGAUGAUAGCACAUUUGGCAGCUGCACAUCAGGUGGACAGUCAUACAACGACAAGGAUGUAUGGAAACCAGAGCCUUGCCAAAUCUGCGUGUGCGACAGUGGGACUAUUUUGUGCGAUGAGGUGAUCUGUGAGGACACAUCUGAAUGCGACGACCCUUACAUCCCAGACGGAGAAUGCUGCCCUAUCUGCAAUGGAGACUCGCCUUCAGUAGUUGAGAUACCCCCAGGACCCCCAGGCCCCAAUGGAGAUCAGGGUCCUGUUGGUCCUCCUGGCCCUGAUGGAAUCCCCGGACAGCCUGGCCUCCCCGGCCCACCUGGCCCCCCUGGCCCCCCUGGCCUUGGCGGAAAUUUCUCUCCUCAAAUGAGCUACUCUGACCCCUCAAAGUCCAGUGGUCCACCUGUUCCUGGCCCAAUUGGUCCUGCAGGUCCCCGUGGUCCUAUUGGAUCUCCUGGUUUCUCUGGUCCUCCAGGUUCCAAUGGACCUCCUGGGGAGCCUGGUGAGCCCGGAGCUCCUGGUCCCAUGGGUCCCCGUGGUUCUGGUGGCCCCCCUGGAAAGAAUGGAGAUGAUGGUGAGCCUGGCAAGGCUGGACGCCCCGGUGAGCGUGGAGCUGCUGGCCCUCAGGGUGCUCGUGGAUUCCCCGGAACUCCAGGACUCCCUGGCAUGAAGGGACACAGAGGUUUCAGUGGUCUAGAUGGAGCCAAGGGAGACGCAGGACCUGCUGGCCCUAAGGGAGAGCCCGGUGCCUCUGGUGAGAACGGUAUCCCUGGUGCUAUGGGUGCUCGUGGUCUUCCUGGUGAGAGGGGCCGUCCUGGACCUUCUGGACCCUCUGGUGCUCGUGGUAAUGAUGGCAACACUGGUGCUGCUGGUCCUCCUGGACCUACUGGAUCUGCUGGUCCUCCUGGAUUCCCUGGUGGUGCUGGUGCUAAGGGUGAAACUGGUCCUCAGGGAGGCCGUGGACCUGAAGGAGCCCAAGGAGCCCGUGGUGAGCCUGGUAAUCCAGGACCUGCUGGACCCGCUGGACCUGCUGGUGCUCCUGGAUCUGAUGGUACCUCAGGUUCUAAGGGUGCUCCUGGUGCUGCUGGUAUUGCUGGUGCUCCUGGUUUCCCUGGUGCUCGUGGUCCUGCUGGAGCUCAGGGAGCUGUUGGUGGUCCUGGUCCCAAGGGUAACAAUGGUGACCCCGGUCCUUCUGGUCCUAGGGGAGAGCCUGGUGCCAAGGGUGAGCCUGGCCCCGCUGGACUUCAGGGACUCCCCGGCCCCUCUGGUGAGGAAGGAAAGAGAGGACCUCGUGGCGAGCCUGGUGGUGCUGGAGCCCGUGGACCUCCUGGAGAGCGUGGUGGCCCUGGUGCUCGUGGUUUCCCUGGUUCUGAUGGAGGUGCUGGAGGCAAGGGUGCCCCUGGUGAGCGUGGUGCCCCUGGAGCAAUGGGAGCUCAAGGUGCCACUGGUGAGAGUGGAAGCUCUGGUGCUCCUGGUGCUCCCGGAUCCAAGGGUGUGACCGGUAGCCCUGGAUCCCCUGGCCCUGAUGGCAAAGCUGGACCUGCUGGUGCUCCUGGACAAGAUGGUCGUCCUGGACCUGCUGGCCCCACUGGAGCCAGAGGACAACCUGGUGUUAUGGGUUUCCCAGGACCCAAGGGAGCUGGUGGUGAGGGUGGUAAACCUGGUGAGAGAGGUGUUCCUGGAUCUAUUGGCGCUGUUGGUGCCCCUGGCAAAGAUGGUGAUGUUGGUGCUCCUGGACCUUCUGGCCCUGCUGGACCUGCUGGAGAGAAGGGAGAGCAGGGACCUGCUGGUCCUCCUGGAUUCCAGGGUCUUCCUGGACCUCAAGGUGCUACUGGUGAGACUGGCAAACCUGGUGAGCAGGGUGUUAAUGGUGAGGGUGGUCCCCCUGGCCCAUCUGGAGCCAGAGGUGACAGAGGUUUCCCUGGUGAGCGUGGUGCUCCUGGUCCUGUUGGUCCAACUGGACCCCGUGGUGCUUCUGGCCCUGCUGGUAACGAUGGUCCUAAGGGAGAGCCUGGUGCUGGUGGUGCCCCUGGUGGUGUGGGAGCCCCCGGUAUGCAGGGAAUGCCUGGCGAGCGUGGAUCUUCUGGUCUCCCCGGUGUCAAGGGUGAGAGAGGUGAUGGUGGUCCUAAGGGAGUUGAUGGUGUCCCUGGUAAAGAUGGCGUGCGCGGUCUGACUGGUCCUAUCGGAGUCCCUGGACCUCCUGGUGCUCAGGGUGAGAAGGGUGAGGGUGGUCCUGUUGGAGUUGCUGGACCCACUGGUCCUCGUGGUGCCCCUGGUGAGCGUGGAGAGAAUGGACCUCCUGGACCUGCUGGAUUUGCUGGACCUCCUGGUAUUGAUGGUCAGCCUGGUGCCAAGGGAGAGAGUGGUGAGACUGGACCCAAGGGAGAUGCUGGUGCUCCUGGACCUGCUGGACCUGUUGGAGCUGCUGGUCCUCAGGGACCUGCUGGCCCUCCUGGACCCAAAGGUGCUCGCGGUGGUGCUGGAGCCCCUGGUGCUACUGGUUUCCCUGGACCUGCUGGCAGAGUUGGACCCCCUGGCCCUUCUGGAGCUGCUGGACCCCCUGGGCCUGUUGGGCCUGUUGGCAAAGAUGGCGCAAGAGGAGCUCGUGGUGAGACUGGUGCUGCUGGUCGCCCUGGUGAGGCUGGUGCUGCUGGAGUGCCAGGACCCGCUGGAGAGAAGGGAUCCCCUGGUGCUGAUGGAGCUGCUGGUACCGCUGGUAUCCCUGGACCCCAAGGUAUUUCUGGACCACGUGGUAUUGUAGGUCUCCCUGGACAACGUGGAGAGCGUGGUUCUGCUGGCCUGCCUGGACCAUCUGGUGAGCCUGGAAAGCAGGGACCCUCUGGACCUGUUGGUGAGCGAGGACCCCCUGGACCAGCUGGACCUCCUGGACAGUCUGGUGCUCCUGGAGAGGCUGGUCGUGAGGGAUCCAUUGGUCAUGAUGGUGCUCCUGGUCGCGACGGGGCCACUGGCCCCAAGGGAGACCGUGGUGAGAGUGGUAUGUCUGGACCCCCUGGACCUCCUGGUGCUCCUGGAGCCCCUGGUGCUGUUGGCCCCUCUGGCAAGACUGGUGACCGUGGAGAGAGUGGUCCCGCUGGUUCUGCUGGUCCUUCUGGCCCCGCUGGUGUCCGUGGUCCUGCUGGCCCUGCUGGUGCUAAGGGAGAUAGAGGAGAGGCUGGUGAGGCUGGAGACAGAGGCCACAAGGGACACAGAGGAUUUUCUGGCAUGCAGGGUCUGCCCGGAACUGCUGGACCUUCUGGAGAGAGAGGACCUGCUGGUGCCUCUGGAUCUGCUGGACCACGAGGACCUUCUGGAAACAGUGGUUCCCCUGGUAAGGAUGGUAUGAACGGCAUGCCUGGACCUAUUGGACCCCCUGGACCUCGUGGUCGCAACGGAGAGAUGGGACCUGCUGGUCCUCCUGGACCUCCUGGACCCGCUGGACCUCCUGGAGCUCCCGGAGGUGGAUUUGACUUCAUCAGCCAGCCAGUUCAGGAGAAGGCCCCCGAUCCCCUGCGUGGUGGCUACCGUGCCGAUGAUCCCAACAUGAUGCGUGACCGUGACAUGGAGGUUGAUACCACACUCAAGACCCUCACUCAGAAGGUCGAGAAGAUCCGCAGCCCCGAUGGUUCCCAAAAGAGCCCUGCACGCAUGUGCCGUGACCUGAGGAUGUGCCAUCCUGAGUGGAAGAGCGGCAUGUACUGGGUUGACCCCAACCAGGGCUCUGCUCUGGAUGCCGUCCAGGUCCACUGCAACAUGGAGACUGGAGAGACUUGCAUCUACCCAAGUGAGUCCACCAUCCCCAUGAAGAACUGGUACCUCAGCAAGAACAUCAGAGAGAAGAAGCACGUCUGGUUCAGCGAGUCCAUGACCGGUGGAUUCCAGUUCCAGUAUGGCAGCACUGAAGCUGAUCCUGAGGAUGUCAGCAUCCAGAUUGCCUUCAUGCGCCUGAUGUCCAGCCAGGCCUCUCAGAACAUUACAUACCACUGCAAGAACAGCAUUGCCUACAUGGAUUCUGCCACCAGCAACCUGAAGAAGGCCCUGCUUCUCCAGGGCUCCAACGACGUCGAGAUCAGAGCCGAGGGCAACAGCCGCUUCACAUACAGCGUCGGCGAGGAUGGCUGCACGUCACACACUGGCACAUGGGGCAAGACAGUCAUCGACUACAAGACAUCAAAAACAUCUCGCCUGCCCAUCAUUGACAUUGCUCCUAUGGAUGUUGGUGCACCUGAUCAGGAAUUUGGCGUCGAAGUUGGCCCCGUUUGCUUCUUGUAAAAAUGAAAGAAACAUGGACAUGACAUUGUUGUUUUUUUUUCUAGCAGUCAUCUCUAAAUCCUUUUUUUCUAUGCAAUCAAAACUCAUUCGGCUGCCAUUGGUCCACAUGCUUAAAACCACUCUGCUGAAGACGGUGUUUGUGUUUUUAUCAAUCAUGAGAAGAUUUUUGGGACUGCUACUUCAACUGAAACCAACUACGAGGACACUUUAAAAAGAAUCUUUGUUUCCACUGGCAACAAGAAAAUAAUAUAUACUUGUGUAAAAUUUCCCCUUGGAAAUUGAGAAAAAGAACAUAAAAAACAUCGACACACUCAAUGAAACACAGGUGACUUUUGCCAUUUUCUACCACUGCAGAAGGACAUUGAAAACAACAUAUGAUAUGUACCAUUUUCUGGUGUUAAAUAAAUUGUAAAAAGUGUGAAGUGUCUUCUUGAUCUCAAAUCAUGAAAAAAAAGAAAGAAAGAAAAAAAAAACACCUGAAUUUUGGUCCAACAAAUGAGCAAGUCAGCUCACCUUCAUUGGAAUAUGUAAAUGGCUACCUCAUUAAAAGAAGUCACCCUCGAAUUUUCUUAAACGAAAAGGGUAUAUUAUCCACAAGUCUUUUGGGGGCAAAUUAAACCAUCCAAUGGUGCUAUUACCAGUUCAAUGAGGUCCAGUUAUUGGUAUUUGAUGGUGAAAAUCUCACUGUCGUACUGUAAUUGUUGCCACUAAGACCUGUAGAACUUUGGUGCUACUAAAUUGACUCAUUGUCUUGUUGUCUAUGCAGUGCAAUUGUUUUCUUCUUAAGUGUUGGUUUGAUAACAGAGGCCCUCUGAAAAGGUGACCAUUGCAGAUGUAAUGCAUGCCAUCAUGUCUUUGUAGAUACAAGCAAGUGACUUCUGGUUCAAUAACAUUUCCUUGCCCUGUGUUCAUUGUUGAUCCUUCUGUCUGUUUGUCCCUGUGGAAAACGCCUCUUCAUUAUAAACAAAGAAAAAACAAGACAGCACACAUCUUCCACCCUGUUGUUUAUGUUGUUUGUUGAUGUCUUUUUCGCGAAGGGUUUCUUAAAAAAAAAAUUGAAGCAGACCCACUUUCAUGGUUUAAAAGAGAGAUUCUGUACUUAUUUUGUACAUGUAUAAUAAAUCAAGAUGUUUUUAAUUAUUUUGGGUGCUGAAAUAAAGCAUGUGAAGUGGUCUA